UUACGAUAUUUCUACAUUUUACUGAGGAAUUCACUCUUCUAGAAUCUAGCCUUUUUGAACGGUUAUGCAUUCUUGGCUGGUUACUGUUUUCCUGAUUCCCAUCUAGAACUGUAAAUUUAGCAAUAAUCUACCGAAUCAGUUCCGUCCGAGUCGAAUUUUGUAGUGUCUGUGGACUGCGCAGUUUCACGCUGAACCAUGUCUCAAUUAUCGUACACCAGUGCAGAACGUCGAGGCACGGUUCCCCACAUCGCCAGUCGGAUGAAGGCUGUUCUGGCCAACGGGGAACUGAGCGACAUUGAGUUUGCUGUGGGGCGCGAUCAUGGCGAAGCAAAGAUCUUCCCAGCCCACAAGUUCGCUCUGAGCAUCAGCAGCGAUGUGUUCUACACCAUGUUCCACGGGAGUUUGGCCAGACACAAUCAGGAUAUCAUCCAAGUCCCUGAGAUCCUUCCAGAAGCCUUCGCCAACAUGCUCAGCUACAUCUACACUGAUGCGGUGGAGGAUCUGAAGCCCGAGAACGUUCUGCAGACUCUUUAUUGUGCUGACAAGUAUGAUUUGCCUUGGUUGGCCGACCGCUGCACCAGCUUCGUCCUCGAGCAGAUGAAGCCUGAUACCUGCCUGAUGUUCUUGGAAAAUGCGCUCCACUGGACACCCAAUUGUGACGCGAUUGUUGAGAAAUGCUUGGAUAUUGUCGAUGAAUGCACUGUGGCCGUGCUCCAGUCGAAACAGUUUCCGGAGAUCGGAUUGAAGACGUUGGAGAUGGUUCUGCGACGGGAUACAUUGUCCGCUGAGGAGAGUGUCAUCUGCACCGCCGUAGACAAAUGGACGACGGCUGCCUGCAGUCGCCAGAAACUGUAUCCAUCUGUUGGUUAUCGCCGGAAAAUGCUGGACAGUGCUCUGUUCUUGAUUCGCUUUCCCCUGCUGACCGAUGAACAACUGGCUGAGGGACACAUCAAGAGUGCGAUGUUACAUCCCGAAGAAGUGUGUAAAAUUUUUCUGUACAAGCAUGCUGCAGCCAAAGAAGGUCUGAAGUUUUCUACUGAGCCCCGCAAGUACGUGAAGUAUCGCGUUCAAUGUAGCCACAUGUGUGAGUCAUACAAGCCCAAAGAAAAGGUCUUCAUUCUAUACACGAACGGCUGCUGGCAUCCUGCUAGCGUCACCGCAGAGAAUGUGCUGGAUCCCCACCCGCCGCUGGGCAUGAAGGUGGAAAAACCAGCGGGGAAAUUCUCGCCAACCGAGAUCGUUCGUGCUGCUGAUAUCUUGAAGCGUGGCCAGCCAGUGUACGCUUAUGUGGAGGAUGCUUUUAAAGAGGGGACCUAUGGUCAACAGCGCGCUGGAUUGCAUACGGUUAACGUCGCCGGUCGCGAGCAUUCUGUCGACUUUAUGCAGCUCAAGUUCGCCGGCAAACAGGUGGACGAAUGGAAGGCGGCCAAAAAGUAGUGGGGACCGUGCGUUGGAAUCACAUCAGUCGGUGUUGAAUUACUUCAGUUUGUCGAAAAAUGGGAAAAAUCCGGAAUGAUGCUUUAGCACUUUUAUGAAUGAUAUAUGAUGAGAUGAUUAUAGGACUGAUUAUUCCUCUUGUCAGUGCUUUUAUGUUUUAUCCUCUGUGCUUUUAUUUUGCAUUCGCAUCUGUACUUUUUAGUUUGCAUAUAUACAUGGAUUCAAUUGAUGUUUUAUUCUUUUGUAUAGUUAUCGAUGUAGUGUGUUUUGCUGUUGCGAUUCACAGCCGAUAAUCAAAAUUUGGGUAUUAUUUUUCUGGUA
This is a messenger RNA of Paramacrobiotus metropolitanus, 1758 nucleotides long. Its product is annotated as BTB/POZ domain-containing protein 3-like. Gene Ontology annotation, biological process: neurogenesis. The transcript is spliced from 6 exons. Lineage: Eukaryota; Metazoa; Tardigrada; Eutardigrada; Parachela; Macrobiotidae. Gene Ontology annotation, cellular component: cytosol. The coding region runs from base 196 to 1437 and encodes 413 amino acids. Gene Ontology annotation, molecular function: protein binding. The record is from RefSeq and is a predicted model, not a curated record.